Candidozyma auris is the source of this 1731-nucleotide messenger RNA. It is a transcript of the gene SAL6, whose product is annotated as Sal6p. The record is from RefSeq and is a predicted model, not a curated record. Bases 1 to 1731 code for a protein of 576 amino acids. Gene Ontology annotation, molecular function: protein serine/threonine phosphatase activity. Gene Ontology annotation, cellular component: cytoplasm; nucleus. The transcript has a single exon. NCBI's taxonomy places the organism in Eukaryota, Fungi, Ascomycota, Pichiomycetes, Serinales, Metschnikowiaceae.
AUGGGAAACAGCCCGUCCAAAAAUGACCCUCUACCGAAUAGCCCAGCUACACUGAACAACGGUGCUUCCACCUUCGAGUCUCUUGACUUGGACCUGGAUGACACCGUGCCCCCGCUAUCUCGGCCUACCGGAAACGGUAGCGAACAUUUAGACCAGAGUUUGAAGAGCUUUUCCUUUCAAGAAAAGGAGACUCAAAACGCUCAUGCUCCAUACCCUUCUUCUUCCCCAACACCUACUUCCUUAGUCACUCCUUCUGUUGGACCCAAGAAUAUACCUCGUUCAGUUGCUUCCUCCCCGCUCAAGAUUUCCGACCGAAAAUCCCCUUCAGGUCGCCGUGAUGAGCUUGGCCUCGAAGUGGAUAUUUCCUUGGCCACUGCCUUGAACGGCUCUGCCGUGCGGUCUACAAAAGAGUGGUUGGCGCCUUCGUCUUAUCAGUCGACAAACUCAUCUUCCUCCAUUGAUAGUCUGAACGGUUUGUCUGUUUUCACCAACGGUGAAGUGAAAGACGAGAGCCUGAUCUCUUCAGUGUCUUCAAACCUGCCCGUGAACUUCAAGGGCGCUCCAUUCUUACAAAAAUCAGACAGUCUCGACCCUAUUCAGGAACUGUCUAGCCUGUCUUCGAGCCCAUCUUUCACCAACUCAGAAAUAUCCAAGGCAAGGAAGUCCGCAAAGUCAAAUGACUCCCAGGCUAUUCCGAAGUUUAGCGAUCUUGGUCGCAAGUUGACCUCAAGAGCCAACUCUUCUUCCGCUCCCUCAUCUCCACCUCUCAUUCCAAGCGCCAAAAGGGUUGAAUUUGACUUGGAUGGCAUUAUUGAUAGAUUGUUAAGCGUGGGACAGAAAAGAUCCAGCUCGGCUUUCAAGGCAAGAUCUCCAAGGGACAAGUUGCCUGUGACACCAAACGAAAUCAAGCAAAUCACUGCAAAGUCUAGAUCGAUCUUUUUGGACCAACCCACCAUGUUGAAGUUGUCUCCUCCCGUCAAAAUUGUUGGCGAUAUCCAUGGCCAAUAUCAUGACCUCAUCAGAAUCUUCAACUCUUGUGGCCAUCCGCCCCAUACCAACUAUUUGUUUUUGGGAGACUACGUUGACAGAGGUUACAAGUCGUUGGAAACUAUCUUACUUUUGUUGUGUUACAAGAUCAAGUACCCUGAGAACUUCUUUAUGUUGAGAGGCAACCAUGAGUCAGCCAACAUCACCAAGAUAUACGGGUUUUACGAUGAAUGUAAAAGAAGAUUACCCCUUGUCUCUGGCAGUCACAAGUUGUGGAAAAACUUCGUCGACGUCUUCAAUAGUUUACCUAUUGCAGCGUCUAUCAAUGACAAGAUCUUUACUAUCCACGGAGGCUUAUCUCCUGAGUUGCGCGACUUAAAGCAGAUUGAACAAAUCCAAAGACCAACGGAUAUUCCAGAUAAGGGCCUUUUGGCUGAUUUACUAUGGUCCGAUCCUGAUCCGAAAUUGAAGACAUUCUCCGAGACUCACUGGCCCAAAAAUGACAGAGGCGUGUCAUACUGUUUUGGUAAAAAACAUGUAGACCAUUUUUUGAACAAGUUCGACAUGGACUUGAUCGUGAGAGGUCACAUGGUCGUUGAGGAUGGUUACGAAUUUUUCAACAGAAGAAGAUUAGUCACAGUAUUCCUGGCCCCUAAUUAUUGCGGUGAAUUCAACAACUAUGGUGCUGUGAUGAGUGUUGACAAGAAGUUGUGUUGCUCGUUUGAGUUGUUGAAACCUCAAUGA